GUGUUACCGAGCUCGCGCUCUCGGUGUGGACAGCUCGCGCUCUUUGUGGUUUUUUUUUGUGCGCAACGUUUCCCGGAAAAACCUCCACAUCUUUGAACCUAGUUUGAUUAUUAGCGCAUUACGGAGUCUCCGCGUUACAACAAAAAAAACCAAACAAACACGUGAGUAGCGUGUUGCGCUGCGUGAAGCAGAGUCGUGCGUUUUAACCCGUGCGCCAGAAGAAGCGUGAAGGGUUCGAGCGGCGUCUCCUGUGUGGGAUCCAUGUGCGCAUUAACCAUACGGAAUAUAUUCGUCUUUAUUUCGAUCAGAAGUUAAGUGAUGGAUCAGAGGAUUGGAUUCCUGCUGCUUCUCCUCAUUCUAACAGUUUGUGGUCACGCAGCUACAGAAGGAGACCGUGACUUUAAGAUGUGUGGGAUUUGGCUUCACAACAGUGGACCUCAAACCCUGGAUGUUGAUUUAAAGCCUGGAUGUUCAGGGAUCACCGUUUCAGCCAACGCCAGCACGCUGUCCAUCCACGGCUCCAUUACGGCUGAGUGCAAUUUGCCUAAAGAACGAAAGCCUGUGAACUAUUCUCAAGGUUCCUCCAGCUCCUUCUGUGUGAUCUGGGAGCCACUGCUGGACCAGCUGGUGGUGGAGGUGAAUGAGAAGAACAUCACUCUCUGCAAAGCUAGAAUACUACAGACCCAGUGCUGUGCCCAUCUCUCUUCUGGAAAUCAGUCUCUGUCCAGUAUGUACGGAAUCCAGAACGCCAGCGUGCAAGGAGAUGUUCUGAGAAACAGCGUCAUGGCUUCUUACGAGUUUAAGGGUGAAUCCAUCAACUGCAAGGAAUACUUUUGCAGUAAAAUAGCUCAGGAGUCCAGAGGAGCAAACAUGCUGGAGGAUGUGGUGAUGAGGUCAGUGGAGACUGGUCCUGUGAUUCUGCCGUGUGGUCAGAGCACCGUCAUCGAGAUGAAUGAAGAUUUCUCUGGAAAUAAUGUAACUCUGCCUGCUCCAAAAGGAACACCAAGAGAGAUGAUCCCAUUAGUGCACUUACCUGCCUGUCUCAAACCUGCCAAAAGAAACAACACGAAAGUGGUGUGUAGCUUCUACAAGAACAGCAGCUUUUUCCAGAAAAGUUCUCAGAAGAUUUUACAAGACGUUGUUGGGAUUUCGGUGGAAAACGAGAUCAUCAGAAAUCUCCCGGAGCCGAUCAGGAUCAAGUUUAAUCACCCGGCACUCGAGAAGACACAGAAUAGAAGGUGUGUUUCUUGGGAUACAAGAACAGAUAAGGAUAUGAUGUGGAGGGAGACGGGUUGUGUAACACUUCAGCACAGUGCUGCUGAGACAGAGUGCUGCUGUAAUCAUCUCACCUACUUCGCUAUUCUUGUGGACCUGAACCCGACGAGAAAACUGCGCCACCUGGAGGCUCUGACCUUCAUCACAGCCACCUGCUGUGCCAUAUCCAUCGUCAGCUGCGCCGUGCUCUUCAUAUCGCUGUGUAGACAGAGAAAAUCGAAGAAUCUUUCGAGUCUGGUGCACCGUGGUCUGGUUGUCGCUCUGUUCUUCCUCCUCGUGCUCUUCGUCCUCACCGGCACCGUGGCCAACGUCGCGUCCGAGGGUGUGUGUGGCUUCAUGGGCGGCCUGCUGCACUACGCACUCCUCAGCGUCCUCUGCUGGAUGGCUGUGGAAGUGAUUCACACCUUCUGGAUGAUGUACAUGGUGUUUAAACCGGCACCACAGCCAUGGAUCUGGUACCUCCUGGGUUUCGGUUUUCCAGCUGUGCCAGUUGUUAUUCUGGGAUGCAUUGGAGACAUUUAUGGUCAGAGGUCGGUGAAGUCCGACGAUGUUCUCACAGCUCCCUUUCACAUGUGCUGGAUGACAGACUCGCAACCAGCUCUGAUGGCUCACUUCAUCAUCAACAUGGGGCUGCUAGCGGCGGUGGUGAGCUCCGGCCUCAUCAUGCUUCUCCUGGUCUUCAGGAAGAUCCGGCACCGGGACGAGUGGAGGAGAAACCGUGUGGCUUUCCUCAGCAUCUGGGGUCUCAGCUGUCUGUUUGGUUUAACCUGGGUUCUCGCUUUCUUUUCUUCUGAAUCCUCAGAAACCGUCCUCUUCCUCUUCUGCAUCAUUAACUCGUUACAAGGGUUUUUCCUCAUGUUGCGCUUCUUCGCUCUGGAGCGGAUACAGAAGAAUUCUCAGUCCAGUUCGGACUUCAGCAGCACCGGAUCCACACGGCAGCACAUGCUACAGCCUCAGUAGAAGAAGCUAGGAGGGAUGUUUGGACAUUUCUGUAAGCAUUAAUCCCUGCUGGUCAGGUCUGUGGCUAUGCACUGAAAAAAGAGAAAGAGAAUCAGACCAAAAAAAAGCUUCAUGGAGAUUAAGCUGAAUAUUUAACUGUAUAAACUCCAUACUUUUAUUUUGUGUUCUGAAAAAGUCCACUUCGUUCUGUCAUUAGCACUUUUAUUCCUUAAGCUUUGACUACUGUUCGUUGAACACUGUGCCAGCUUUAGAUAUUUAGAAUAAUUAUGGAAUAAAAAGUAGAUUUUAAGCACAAAGAAGACAAAAGUUUUUUAAAUUCUUUAUUAUUUAUUGGUAAAAAAAAAAAAAAGGAGGUUCCACAAAUCUGUUCAGUUUCCACAACGAGCCUCAUUUAUUGCUUAUUGUUUAUUGUGUAGCGUUUAUCAUUAAUUGUUUAUUGUUUAUUGUUUAUUGUACUGGAUACGAGUGAAUUUAUUCCAACUCAUUCACAGGAGCAGGUUUUACACAAAUAAAGUAAAAAUUGAUGCAUGGUUUUCAAAUCGUAUAAUCGCCAACAAGUUCCUGUGAUUAAAUAUACGUCAUUUAAAUCGCACAAUUUAUUUGUCGCAAAUAAAUAAAAAAAACAUGACCAGACGUUCGAUCAGGAUAAAAGUAAUAGCACCCUAUAAAAGCACGUUUCUCUGCAUUAACGAGUGGAAAAUUCAGGCACCCGCUGCACUCAGGAGGAGUGUUUAAUCUCCACUUAGUCAUUUCUCAGCUCUCUAUAAAUGUGAACACACUUUGUUAUCUGCUUUUGUCAACCCACGAGCAUGAACUUUUGUAUAUCUGGUGGGAAUUUUUAGUUUAGCUUCGACACAAAAACAUUCACACGCGUGUUCAGUGAAAGACGAUAGAUGAGAGCUGACGAUUAUUAUGUUAUAAUAUUUUUUUGUAAGCUCAAAUAAAAUAAAUAAUAGUCCUUAAAUAAAUAUUUUUACCGGUACAUGGCUGGUGUAUCAGUUUCACAGUGACUUCACCUUUUUGAUGGAUUUCUGGAGAGUUUGUGUUUAUUCUGUUAGUUUAAUUUGCAAAAGAUUUUUGUCAUAAAUCUAUUUUUUUCUUUCUUGCUCUUAAUGAACGGUCAGUAAACUGCAGCUCGGCCACACACACGUUCUGCAUCAAACAGCACUUUUAUUUAGGGAUUUUAUUUAUGAACGUUUUCAGAAAAUGAACCUCAUUUCAUGGUCAAAUUUAAAUGAAAAAUUCAAAUAAUAAAAACAAUAAUUUAGCAUCUUAUAGUUUUUAUCACCACAGUUCAAAUGUUUUGUUUUGACUUUCUAUUAUUUGAAAAUAAAGAGCUAAAUUUUUUAAAACUGACAAAAAAGAUGUGAAUUCUGAGCAUAUUUCAGCUUUGAACAUAAAGGUUAAGGUGUAAUGUGUUUAAAGUGAAUAUGUUUUUGUGUAGUUUGGAGCUGUUAUUGUGUUGUUGACUGUGAUGAUUAAAAGCUGAAUCAUUAUUUAUACACAAAA
Molecule: messenger RNA, 3744 nt
Organism: Tachysurus vachellii
Lineage: Eukaryota; Metazoa; Chordata; Actinopteri; Siluriformes; Bagridae
Gene: adgrg1
Product: adhesion G protein-coupled receptor G1
Exons: 14
Coding region: 319-2235 (638 amino acids)
Biological process (GO): cell surface receptor signaling pathway; adenylate cyclase-activating G protein-coupled receptor signaling pathway
Cellular component (GO): membrane
Molecular function (GO): G protein-coupled receptor activity
Source: RefSeq, a predicted model, not a curated record